Oryzias melastigma (Indian medaka) is the source of this 4007-nucleotide messenger RNA. RefSeq names its product sodium bicarbonate cotransporter 3. Gene Ontology annotation, molecular function: solute:inorganic anion antiporter activity; sodium:bicarbonate symporter activity; monoatomic anion transmembrane transporter activity. The transcript is spliced from 26 exons. Gene Ontology annotation, biological process: regulation of intracellular pH; bicarbonate transport; transmembrane transport. Gene Ontology annotation, cellular component: basolateral plasma membrane; plasma membrane; apical plasma membrane. NCBI's taxonomy places the organism in Eukaryota, Metazoa, Chordata, Actinopteri, Beloniformes, Adrianichthyidae. The record is from RefSeq and is a predicted model, not a curated record. Bases 148 to 3549 code for a protein of 1133 amino acids.
GCCUGAGCCAGAAUUGAUAAAAGCGGCUCUGGAGGAAAUUAGUGGAGAGGUCCAGAACCAGGAAGGCGGCACGCGGCGUCCAGGUGUGUUCUGUCGGGCGGUCAGCGCACCUGCGUGGGGAGGGGAGUUCCCGCGCGCCUCGUGAGGAUGGAGGACCACAGCGAGCAGAUGAGACCGCUCCUCACAGCUGGAAACGAGGAGGAGGCGGUCGUAGACCGGGGCAAAACCAGCUCCACCCUCCACACCAACUUUGAGAAGGAGGAGCUAGAAAGCCACCGGGCCGUGUACGUGGGCGUGCACGUGCCUCUGGGCCGGCAGGGCCGCAGGCGGCACCGUCACCGCGGGCACCGGCAUCACCGGAAGCGGCGGGAUCGCUCGGACCGGGACGACGGACGAGAGUCGCCCACUUACGACACGCCGUCUCAGAGGGUCCAGUUCAUCCUGGGGACCGAAGACGACGACGAAGAGCACAUCCCCCACGACCUGUUCACCGAGCUGGACGAGCUCGCCUUCAGAGACGGAGACAACCAGGAGUGGAAGGAGACGGCCAGGUGGCUGAAGUUCGAGGAGGACGUGGAGGACGGCGGCGAGCGCUGGAGUAAGCCGUACGUGGCCACGCUGUCCCUGCACAGCCUGUUCGAGCUGCGCUCCUGCAUCCUGAACGGAACCGUGCUGCUGGACAUGCGGGCCACCGGCAUCGAAGAGAUCGCAGACAUGGUGAUUGACGGCAUGCUGGCGUCGGGGCAGCUGGAGGAGGGCGUCAGAGAGAAAGUGCGGGAAGCCAUGCUGAGGCGCCACCACCACCAGAACGAGAAGAAGCUGAGUAACCGCAUCCCUCUGGUCCGCUCCUUCGCCGACAUAGGCAAGAAACACUCCGACUCCCACUUGCUGGAGCGAAACGGUCUGCUCGCCUCGCCGCAGUCGGCCCCCGGAAACCUGGACAGCAAACACGGGGAGGGUCGCAUCAACGGCGGCAGCUGUGAGAACAGCACUGUGGACUUCAGCAAGCAGGACGGCUGCUGUGUGUGUUUAUCGGCGGCUGGCGGGAAGCUCACAGUGGACAUGAACUUCAUGAAGAAGAUUCCUCCAGGAGCUGAAGCCUCCAACGUCCUGGUGGGCGAGGUGGACUUCCUGGAGCAUCCCAUCAUCGCCUUUGUCCGCCUGUCCCCCGCCGUGCUGCUGACCGGCCUCACAGAGGUCCCCGUGCCUACCAGGUUUCUGUUCCUGCUGCUUGGCCCGUUCGGAAAAGGUCCACAGUACCACGAGAUCGGGCGCUCCAUCGCCACGCUGAUGACAGACGAGGUCUUUCACGACGUGGCGUACAAGGCCAAAGACCGGAACGACCUCCUGUCCGGGAUCGACGAGUUUCUGGAUCAGGUGACCGUGCUCCCUCCGGGGGAGUGGGACCCCAGCAUCCGCAUCGAGCCCCCCAAGAACGUCCCGUCUCAGGAGAAGAGGAAGAUCCCGGCGCUGCCCAACGGCUCCACCCACAACUCUGAGGCGGUGAAGGAGGCGGAGCAUCACACGGGGCCGGAGCUCCAGAGGACGGGCAGGAUCUUCGGCGGUCUGGUUCUGGACGUUCGGAGGAAAGCUCCGUUCCUGUGGAGCGACGUCCGAGACGCCGUGAGUCUGCAGUGCCUGGCGUCCGUCCUCUUCCUGUACUGCGCCUGCAUGUCGCCGGUCAUCACCUUCGGGGGGCUGCUGGGGGAGGCCACCAAAGGGAACAUCAGCGCCAUCGAGUCUCUGUUCGGGGCGUCCAUGACGGGCGUGGCCUACUCCAUGUUUGCGGGUCAGCCUCUCACCAUCCUGGGCAGCACCGGCCCGGUUCUGGUGUUUGAGAAAAUCCUCUUCAAAAUCUGCAACGACUACCACCUGUCCUACCUGUCCAUGAGGACCGGCAUCGGGCUGUGGACCGCCUUCUUCUGCGUGGUGCUGGUCGCCACGGACGCCAGCUCGCUGGUCUGCUACAUCACGCGCUUCACUGAGGAGGCCUUCGCCGCGCUCAUCUGCAUCAUCUUCAUCUACGAGGCUCUGGAGAAGCUGCUGCACCUGAGCAGCGUCUACCCCAUCAACAUGGACAACCACCUGGACAACCUGACCUUCUACAGGUGUCAGUGCUCCGCCCCGCCCAACGCCUCGGAUGAAGUCCAGCAGGUGUGGAGAAGCAGGAACCUGACGGCGGACGGCGUCCUGUGGGAUCAGCUGAGCGUGGCGGACUGUCAGGGCCUCGGGGGCGUGUUCGUAGGCUCCGCCUGCGGCCUGGACCGCCCCUUCGUUCCCGACGUCCUCUUCUGGUCCGUCAUCCUCUUCUUCACCACCUUCUUCCUGUCCUCCUUCCUCAAGCAGUUCAAGACCAGGAGAUACUUCCCCACCAAGGUCCGAUCCUCCAUCAGCGACUUCGCCGUCUUCCUCACCAUCAUGGUCAUGGUGCUGGUGGACUACCUGGUGGGAGUUCCUUCACCGAAGCUCAACGUACCUGACCGCUUCCAGCCCACCUCCAGCUCUCGGGGAUGGUUCAUCUCGCCGCUGGGACCCAACCCGUGGUGGACGCUGCUGGUGGCGGCGCUGCCCGCUCUGCUCUGCACCAUCCUGGUCUUCAUGGACCAGCAGAUCACCGCCGUCAUCGUCAACCGGAAGGAGAACAAGCUGAAGAAGGGAUGCGGCUAUCACCUGGACCUGCUGGUGGUGGCGCUCAUGCUGGGCGUGUGCUCCGUCAUGGGGCUGCCGUGGUUCGUGGCGGCGACCGUGCUCUCCAUGUCCCACGUCAACAGCCUGAAGGUGGAGUCGGAGUGUGCGGCGCCCGGCGAGCAGCCCAAGUUCCUGGGCAUCAAGGAGCAGCGCGUGACGGGCUUCAUGAUCUUCUUCCUGAUGGGCUGCUCCGUCUUCAUGACGUCGGCGCUGAAGUUCAUCCCCAUGCCCGUCCUGUACGGCGUCUUCCUCUACAUGGGCGUGUCCUCGCUCAAAGGCAUCCAGCUGUUCGACCGGAUCAAGCUGUUCAGCAUGCCGCCCAAACACCAGCCGGACCUGAUCUACCUGCGCUACGUCCCGCUGUGGAAGGUGCACGUGUUCACCGCCGUGCAGCUCACCUGCCUCAUCCUGCUGUGGGUCAUCAAGGCCUCGGCCGCCGCCGUCAUCUUCCCCAUGAUGGUUCUGGCUCUGGUCUUCAUCCGGAAGCUUCUGGACUUCUGCUUCACCAAGAGAGAGCUGAGCUGGCUGGACGACCUGAUCCCGGAGAGCAAGAAGAAGAAGGACGACGACAAGAAGAAGAAGGAGAAGCAGGAGGCGGAGCAAAUGUUCGAGGAGGCGGAUGAGGAGCCGCCGGACGACCAGGAGAACGCCCUCAAGUUCCCCAAAGGAAAGUCGGAUCCGUCCGUGGUGAACAUCUCCGAUGAAAUGGCUAAAAGUGGGAUUUGGAAAUCCGUCUUCAAGAACUCUGAAGGCAGCAAAGCUCUGAAGCGCUGCAGCAGUCAGGAGAACCUCCAGAGUGUCCGGAUCAACGUGGAGAAUGAAGACGGUCAGAGAGUCGUAGACGCCGAGACGGCGCUAUGAUCCGCUGACGGCGGCUGAAGGACGAGGAGGCGGAGCCAAGCUCCCUAAUGGAACUAUUAGAUCAUCUUUAGAACCGACCAAUCAGAAUUCCUCUUGGAUCUCCGCCUCUUCUGUGGCGACUCUGAUGUUCUCAUCGUUUUAUGGUGAAAGACUCCGCUUCCAGGUGAACCGCAUCCGGGAAACGGCGUCCUCAGGUGACCUUGGUUUCCCUCACGCUGCCCCUCCCCCGUGCCACAGUGUGAUUGGUGGACUCUGAGCACAGCUGCAAGUUUAUAUGUCGUUUCCUUAAUGUCUGAUUUUAUUCUGAAAUGUUCAUUUCUGCCUUAAUGAGGAUCCAAUGAGCUCUGUUUUAAAUUGGUCUUUGUGUUCAGGUGUGUGCAGGUGCGUGCGUGUUCACGUGUGUGCGUGCGUGUGUGCGUGCGUGUGUGUGUGUGUGUGUGUGUGUGGGUGUGUGUGUG